Messenger RNA from Aspergillus terreus NIH2624, 1821 nucleotides. RefSeq names its product GMC family oxidoreductase. NCBI's taxonomy places the organism in Eukaryota, Fungi, Ascomycota, Eurotiomycetes, Eurotiales, Aspergillaceae. Bases 1 to 1821 code for a protein of 606 amino acids. The record is from RefSeq and is a predicted model, not a curated record. Gene Ontology annotation, molecular function: oxidoreductase activity, acting on CH-OH group of donors; flavin adenine dinucleotide binding. The transcript has a single exon.
AUGAAGGGCACCUUCCUCGUCUCCGCUCUUGCCUUCACGGCUAUUACCCAAGCCUUCACUCCCGCCGAACAGAUUGACGUUCAGUCUAGUCUGAUCUCUGACCCUAAGGAGGUAGCCGGGAAAGAGGUCGACUAUAUUAUUGCUGGUGGUGGUUUGACCGGUCUCACUGUUGCCGCCAAGUUGACCGAGGACCCUGAUAUCCGCGUUCUCGUUAUUGAGAAGGGCUUCUACGAGUCUAAUAAUGGCCCUAUAAUCGAAGACCUCAAUGCUUACGGCGACAUCUUCGGCAGCACUGUUGACCAAAACUACCUCACCGUUCCGAUGGGCAUCAAUAACCGCACUCUUGACAUCAAGUCUGGAAAAGGCCUUGGUGGUUCUACCUUGGUCAACGGCGGCUCCUGGACCAGCCCCGAUAAGGUCCAGCUCGACUCCUGGGAGACGGUUCUAGGCAACCCUGGCUGGAACUGGGAGACCAUCUUCGAGUACAAGAAGAAGGCCGAACGUGCCCGUUACCCUACUGCCGAGGAGAUUAUGGCUGGUCAACACAUCGAUGCUGCGUGUCACGGCUUCAACGGAACUGUGCAUGCCGGUGUCCGUAACACCGGCGAACCUUACUCCCCUAUGAUCCGUGCCCUGAUGAAUACGACCGAAGCUAUGGGUAUCCCAACUCAGGUUGACUUGCAUUGCGGACACCCGCGCGGUGUAUCUAUGAUCCUUAACUCGCUACAUGAGGACCAGACACGUUCUGACGCUGCUCGCGAGUGGCUUCUACCUAACUACGAACGCCCUAACUUGCAAGUCCUGACCGGCCAGAUCGUCGGAAAGGUGCUCUUCGAAUCAACCGGCAAUGGUCCUAAAGCAGUUGGUGUUAACUAUGGAACUAACAAGGACGUUAAUUUCAAUGUCUACGCUAAGCAUGAGGUUCUACUAGCUGCAGGCUCUGCUGUCUCACCUCUAAUUCUCGAGCACUCUGGCAUUGGGCUAAAGUCGGUUCUCGGUCCUCUUGGUAUCGCCCAGCUCGUUGAGCUUCCCGUUGGUCUCAAUAUGCAGGACCAGACCACUACCACAGUCCAAUCCAGAGCUAAAGGCACAGGCGCUGGUCAGGGCCAAGCUGUGUACUUUGCCAACUUCACAGAAACGUUUGGAGAUCACGCCCCUCAUGCUAUGAAGUUGCUCAACACCAAGCUCGACCAGUGGGCUACUGAGACUGUUGCUCGAGGAGGUUUUCAUAAUGUGACGGCUCUCAAGGUCCAGUAUGAGAACUACCGUAAAUGGCUCCUUGAGGACGAUGUUGCCUUCGUGGAAUUCUUCUUCGACAGUAAUGGCAUGAUCAACUUCGACUUGUGGGACCUCAUUCCAUUCACCCGCGGUUCAACCCACAUCGCCGACCCCGACCCCUACCUCCAGUCAUUCCUCAACAAUCCCAUGUUCUUCCUGAACGAGUUCGACCUUCUCGGCCAGGCCGCUGCCUCAAAGCUUGCCCGUGAGCUCCAGAACAUGGGCGAAAUGCGCGACUACUUCGCCGGUGAGAACAUCCCCGGCGCCGAACUUUUGGCCUAUGAUGCUUCCCUCGAAGAGUGGGUGGAGUAUGUCAAGCAAAACUUUCGUGCCAACUGGCACGCCGUUUCAACCUGCGCUAUGAUGUCCAAGGAGCUUGGAGGCGUUGUUGACCCUACCGCCAAGGUCUACGGUACCCAGGGCCUUCGUGUGAUUGACGGCUCCAUCGUUCCCACCCAGAUUUCUGCUCAUGUGAUGACCACUUUCUACGCUAUGGCUCUGAAGAUCUCCGAUUCUAUACUGGAGGAUUACUACAGGCACUGA